UUUAAAAAUUCAUCAAGUUUACAUUUAAGUAAUGAGAGUCAUGCUGGAGUUCAUUCUUCCAGGCCUUCCAUAACUUCAGAGCAUCUGAUGCCUUUUCUGAGGGAAAAAGAGGAAGUCAAUUUUGCUUAUCCAGUUGAUAUUAAAAACAGCCAGUGGGCAGAUUUUGUUUCUUCUUUUUGUCCUUGUGCACAGCAGAACAGAUCCUCCUGAAUUGUGUUUCCUGCAGGAAUUAAUCCAUCAUAUUAGCGCUCAGGUUUGGCUGACAUUGAAGCAACUUGAGAUGAUGGAAACGUUGAAAGGAAGAGGUUUCUGCUGUUUCCUCUGCUGGCUCUCUGCCCAUUUAAUUCAUUUACUUUCAGAGUGCCUCUGACAUGCUGGGAGACUGAGGGGAGCACUUUUUGCACAAAACACAGUUUUUUAGCUCCUUUUUCCCCUGUCCAUCCUGGUUUUAUAUCUUAAAUAUUUAAAUAAACUCACCACGAUGUGUUAGUCAUGGAACGUACCCUACAGAGUCAGAAGUUGUGCUGGUUUGUCUUUGCGCUCUGCUGGUUUGUCUUUGCGCUCUGUCCAUUGUGCCUUUGUGAGAAAGCAGUUAAAGCUCCAGUGAAAUUCCGCUUGGAACUGUGCGCCUGACAUCCUGCAUGUUUGCUCUCCCUUCCUAAUGUGUGAGCUGCAUGUCUGCACAGCGUCAGCUCCGCCAUCAGUCCAGUGCAGGCACUGCAGCACAGCUGCAGCACAUAGACGGGUCGUGGCCCAGCUUAAAAUAAUUUAAACCUUGUCAAAUUAGAAGAAAACACAAAAUAAAUUACAUUUUGAAGAAAAAAAGAAGUUUUUCACAAAAAUCUGUUUCUGUUGAAAUUAACUGCGGCAUAGGUGACAAAUAUGUCUUUUAAAGCAUCUGUUGGUUGCAAGAUUUUUUGAAAAUCCCUUGAAUUGUGAUGUUUUUACGUCGGAAUAUAUUUAAACCGAUCUAUAGUCUGUGUAUGUCGGUGUGUGGUCUGUGUGUGGCCUGUGGGGACCGGCUGAGUUGACCCCAGAUUAAAAGGACCUUUAGCUCACUUGCAAGUAUGAGCACAAUGAAGCAGGACUACAAAGGGUAAAUGAAUGUCUUCCAAGGCUGUUUAAAUCUGCACCAACUGCCAAAAAAAGCUGAGUAAGACUCAACCCUCAAAGUUCAACUAAACAGAUUUAACUUUUAUGACUCAAUUAACAUUGUUCUGUUUUCUUGAUAACAGCAAUAACACAGAUAAAGUGGAGGCAUUUGGAUACGUUUGUCCUCUUUCACGUUCUCUUAUGUCAUCCUUUGAGAACGCCUGGAUAUCCUUUACGAGACAGACUGGAGAGGCGUUUAAGUAUCCGUUUUACGUCUUCGAGCAACGUCAAUGCUGCUUGAUGUGAAGAUAAUGAUGGCUUUAUGUCCGUCUGUGAUUAAACCGCAAGUCUCACCUCAGAAAUUGUUUUUAGACCCAAGAUAAAACAGAUAAAGUUACAGGAUUUGGCGAUUUGGUUUACCGGAAUGUUUGUAAAAAGGAGAAAAAAAAAGGAAAACAGGAAAGUUUCUGCGUUAAAUGACAUGUGGCUUUAAGAGAGUAGUGAGUCAGGAAAACUGUAUUGAUGAGCAGGCUCAGCUGUGGAGAUAAGACCAAACGCAGCACAUGACAAACCUGCAGACAAAACAAGCAUCCCGCUGAUUUUCUCUGCGGAAAUGUGUCUCUUUUGUCUUAAUGCAGGUAAAGAUCUUCCAUUUGUACAAAGAUCAACGCUGUGUUUUUCAUGAGCUGUGAUUUCAAAUCCACACAUUCCCUCUGUGGUAAAAUGCAACCCUGCAUAUGUAAUAAAGAUGGUUUAUCUUAUUCAUUUCUGCUCUGAUGAAAGCGGUAGUUUACAUUUAUGGAGGCUCAGUGGUUGAAGGCGUGUAUUUGUUGUGCGAACAGCUACUCUGACUUUAGCAGGUAUCUUUUAUCCACUUCAUAAAGCAGCUAUUUAAUCCUGAGAGCACAGUCAGCAGUGAUAAUCAGACGCCGUAAACAGGUGCCACCCUCUCUGAGCUCACGUCCAAAGGGCAAACUCGUCCAAGGGGUGCAAAUAUAAUCAAACACACUCUUUUGGUUGCUUACAGUGACACGCGGUCCAAACAAGGCCAUGGCAGAGAAAUGUAAGGAUCCUGCAGAAAAGAAAGGGAGACUGACCACAGUCCUGGCGCUGUCCACGCUGAUAUCUGCAUUUGGAUCAUCGUUCCAGUAUGGGUACAACGUGGCGGUCAUCAACUCCCCGGCCCCGGUCAUGCAGCAGUUUUACAACACCACCUACAUGGAGCGCUACAAAACUGAGAUGGGGCAGAACUUACUAACUCUGCUGUGGUCUCUGUCCGUCUCCAUGUACCCUCUUGGAGGCUUUUUCGGUUCUCUGAUGGUGGCUCCUCUGGUCAACCACCUAGGAAGGAAAGGCACCCUCCUCUUCAAUAACAUCUUCUCCAUCGUACCUGCUGUGAUGAUGGGAGCCAGUGAAGUCGCAAAGUCCUACGAGAUCAUUAUUGUGGCUCGGUUCAUUGUAGGCAUCUGUGCAGGUCUUUCGUCCAACGUGGUGCCGAUGUACCUGGGUGAACUCUCUCCAAAAAAUCUGAGGGGAGCUCUUGGCAUUGUGCCACAGCUUUUCAUCACCGUUGGGAUUUUAAGUGCCCAAGUCCUGGGCAUCAGAAACAUACUGGGCAACAGUGCAGGCUGGCCCCUCAUGCUGGGCUUAACCGGCAUUCCUGCUUUGAUUGAGCUGCUGCUGCUGCCCUUCUUCCCAGAAAGCCCAAGGUACAUGCUCAUCCAGAAGGGAGACGAGAAGAAGGCAAAGAAGGCUUUGCAGCGGCUGCGCGGCUGGGACGAUGUGGAUGCUGAGAUGACAGAGAUGCGUCUGGAGGACCAGUCGGAGCGGGCCGAAGGCCGCUUGACGGUCUUUUCCCUGCUCGCCCAGCGCUCUCUCCGCUGGCAGCUGAUCUCAGUCGUAUUCAUGAACAUGGGUCAGCAGCUGUCCGGUGUCAACGCGAUCUACUACUACGCAGACAGCAUUUACUCCUCUGCAGGAGUUAAUGAGAACGAUGUUCAGUUUGUCACAGUGGGAACAGGAGCAGUAAAUGUGGUCAUGACUGUAGCAGCUGUCUUCAUCGUGGAGAAGUCAGGCCGACGGCUGCUCCUCCUUGUAGGUUUUGGGAUCUGCUGUGCAGCGUGUGUGCUUCUUACCAUCGCCCUCAGCCUCCAGGAAAGCGUGUCAUGGAUGCCAUACGUCAGCAUCAUGUGUGUCAUCAUCUACGUCAUUGGCCACGCCAUCGGACCCAGUCCAAUCCCCAACGUGGUGACCACCGAGAUGUUCAGGCAGUCCGCCAGGUCUGCAGCAUUCAUGGUGUCCGGCUCUGUCCACUGGCUGUCCAACUUCACCGUCGGCCUCGUCUUUCCCUUCAUGGAGAGAGGCCUGGGACCUUACAGCUUCAUCGUUUUUGCUGUCAUCUGUCUGCUUACCCUGGUUUACGUCUGGGUGGUGGUGCCAGAGACCAAGAAAAAAACCUUCCUGGAGGUUUCCCAGAUGUUCGGAAAGAGGAACAAAGUAGAGAUCAAGCUGGGUGACAGCGAUCUGCCCCUGAAAGACAGCAAAGAAAUACCCGAGGAUCCGGAAAAGGUCACAGCCUUCUGAAAGGAGAGGAAGUCUUUGAUGUGGGGGGGUAAAGGGUCCAGUUAUUUUCUAUUCCAUGUCUUAUGAGAAGUUGGAACAGAGUCUUUAUAUACGCAUUAGUGUCUUUGAACCUUGUUGUGCAUGUAAAUUAAAAUUUGCAGAGUAGUAGAAAUGAAUGAACGUGUAUGUGAGUAAUGAAACAUAACAAAGAGUCUCUUUUAAGCCUUUAUUGUUGGUGCAUAUAUGUGAAUACAUGGAUGAAGCUGUGAAAUACAUUUCAAUAUAAAACCUGG
Messenger RNA from Oryzias latipes (Japanese medaka), 3947 nucleotides. It is a transcript of the gene slc2a5, whose product is annotated as solute carrier family 2 member 5. Gene Ontology annotation, cellular component: plasma membrane. Gene Ontology annotation, biological process: dehydroascorbic acid transport. Gene Ontology annotation, molecular function: D-glucose transmembrane transporter activity. The record is from RefSeq and is a predicted model, not a curated record. Lineage: Eukaryota; Metazoa; Chordata; Actinopteri; Beloniformes; Adrianichthyidae.